Molecule: messenger RNA, 1002 nt
Organism: Arabis nemorensis
Lineage: Eukaryota; Viridiplantae; Streptophyta; Magnoliopsida; Brassicales; Brassicaceae
Source: the annotation of a GenBank genome assembly
AUGUCCAAAUCUAGGGUUUAUAUCGACGUUAACGUUGUUCGUCCCAAAGAGUACUGGGAUUACGAGUCGCUCGUUGUUCAAUGGGGUCACCAAGAUGAUUAUGAGGUUGUGAGGAAAGUUGGUCGAGGAAAAUACAGCGAAGUUUUCGAAGGCAAAAACGUCAAUACGAACGAGCGCUGCGUUAUCAAAAUCCUCAAACCAGUGAAAAAGAAGAAGAUAAAGAGAGAGAUCAAAAUACUCCAGAACCUCUGUGGUGGACCGAAUAUUGUUAAGCUUCUUGAUAUAGUCAGAGAUGAGCACUCCAAAACACCUAGCUUGGUAUUUGAGUUUGUCAACAGUGUGGACUUUAAAGUAUUGUAUCCCACAUUGACUGAUUACGACAUCCGAUACUAUAUCUAUGAGCUUUUAAAGGCAUUGGAUUACUGCCAUUCCCAAGGAAUAAUGCACAGAGAUGUCAAGCCCCACAAUGUCAUGAUAGAUCAUCAGCUGCGUAAACUUCGUCUGAUAGACUGGGGCCUUGCUGAGUUUUACCAUCCCGGAAAAGAGUACAAUGUUCGAGUUGCCUCGAGAUACUUCAAGGGUCCCGAGUUGCUAGUUGAUCUACAGGAUUACGACUAUUCUUUAGACAUGUGGAGCCUUGGCUGCAUGUUUGCUGGAAUGAUAUUUCGUAAGGAACCAUUCUUCUACGGUCAUGAUAAUCAUGAUCAACUUGUCAAAAUCGCAAAGGUGUUGGGAACCGAUGAGUUAGAUACUUACCUUAACAAAUAUCAGCUAGAUCUAGAACCUCAACUGGAGGCACUUGUUGGAAGGCAUAGCAGGAAACCAUGGUCCAAGUUUAUCAAUGCAGACAAUCAACACUUGGUCUCACCAGAGGCCAUUGAUUUUGUCGAUAAGCUCCUACGGUAUGAUCAUCAAGACAGAUUAACCGCAAGAGAAGCCAUGGCUCAUCCAUACUUUGCUCAAGUUAAAGCUGCAGAGAGCAGCAGACUGCGAACUUUGUAA